GUUGCAAUAAACCACAAGAAGGACGCACUCAAACCGACUGUAAAUAAAUACAACCCAUCUUCUUCUUCUUCUUCCUCCCAAAAUCAUUGAUUCUCCUCAAAAUUCCUUUAAAAUUCCUCUUCCAUCAUGAAAUUCCCUUCUCAAUCCUUCCUUCCUUAACCUAAAUUUCCCUUUCAUUUCCCCCCAAAAUGGCUCCUCCUCUUCACAACCCUCCAUUUCUCUUCUUCUUCUUCUUCUUCUUCUUCUUCUUCUUCUUCUUCUUCCCCAUAUCCGCCAUAGACACAACUUCCUUGAUCUUCAAGGGCUGUUCUCAGCAAAAAUUCCAAGACCCAUCUGGAGUUUACACCCAAAAUCUCAAAUCCCUCUUUUCCACUCUCAUCUCUCAAUCUUCCCAGAAACCCUUCUUCUCCACAUCUGCCGGCGACGGCGGAAAUGCGAUUCAAGGUUUAUUCCAAUGCAGAGGCGAUCUCACAAUCCCACAGUGCAACGACUGUGUCAGUAAGAUCCCAUCCAUGGCGGAUAAGCUCUGUGGCCAAGCUCUGGCCGCCAGAGUCCAACUCGCCGGCUGUUAUUUGCGCUACGAGGUCGCUGGAUUCCGGCAAGUUUCAGGGACGGAGUUGCUGUUUAAAGUUUGUGGGUCGAUUCAGGUGGCCGGAAGUGGGUUUGAAGAGAGGAGGAAUACAGCUUUUGAAAUGGUUGAGAAUGGAGUCAAAAAUGGCGGUGCUCUGUUUUACACUGGAAGUUAUCGGUCACUUUAUGUGUUGGGGCAGUGCCAGGGGGAUUUGGGCGGCGGCGAUUGCGGCGAUUGUGUGAAGACGGCGGCGGAGAAAGCUAAUACGGAGUGCGGUUACUCGAUUUCUGGGCAGAUUUAUCUGAACAAAUGCUAUAUCAGUUACAAUUACUACCCAAAUGGAAUUCCGAGUAUUUCUUCAUCUUCAGGGACUAGACAUAAUACUCAAAGAACAGUAGCUCUUGCAGUGGGAGGAUUUGCAGCUUUGGCAUUUCUUAUUGUUUGUUUGCUUUUUGUUAGAUCAGUGAUGAAGAAAAAAGGUAGUGGAAAAGAGAGAGAGUAAAGUUAGAGGAAGAUUAUAUGGAAAAGAGUGCAACAAAGAAAGAAAAGACAUUUGUCUUCUUCUCACUUGCACUAGCUUUACUUUAAUUUCCUUUGUUGUUCUACUUUAUUUUUCUUUACCUUGUCGCCAUAACUUAAAGGAGAAGAAGGGUUUUAUUGCAAUAUC
This is a messenger RNA of Benincasa hispida (wax gourd), 1238 nucleotides long. RefSeq names its product plasmodesmata-located protein 1 (gene PDLP1). Gene Ontology annotation, biological process: plasmodesmata-mediated intercellular transport; transport of virus in multicellular host. Gene Ontology annotation, cellular component: plasmodesma. NCBI's taxonomy places the organism in Eukaryota, Viridiplantae, Streptophyta, Magnoliopsida, Cucurbitales, Cucurbitaceae. The record is from RefSeq and is a predicted model, not a curated record.